GAUGAGGAGGCGGUGCAGGAGGCCCGGCGGAGGGCGGCCCCAUCCGUGCGGGAGUUCAAGUACAACAAAAAGCGGGUUCGCCUCGUCUCGCAGGGCUCGGACCUGAAGGACGAUGCUCGGUGCGUCCUUUACUGGAUGUCCCGGGACCAGCGGGUGCAAGAUAACUGGGCUUUCCUCUACGCCCAGCGCCUGGCCCUCAAGCAGGAGCUGCCUCUGCACGUCUGCUUCUGCCUGGUGCCCAAAUUCCUGGAUGCCACCAUCCGCCAUUAUGGCUUCAUGCUGAGGGGCCUGCAGGAGGUGGCCAAGGAGUGUGCAGAGCUGAACAUCCCCUUCCACUUGCUGCUGGGCUAUGCCAAGGACGUGCUGCCCGCGUUCGUGGUGGAGCAUGGCGUGGGCGGGCUGGUGACAGACUUCUGCCCCCUCCGCCUUCCCCGGCAGUGGGUGGAGGACGUCAGGGAGCGGUUGCCAGAGGAUGUGCCAUUUGCACAGGUUGAUGCCCACAACAUCGUGCCCUGCUGGGUCGCCUCCCCCAAGCAGGAGUACAGCGCCAGGACCAUCCGGGGCAAGAUCCACGCUCAGCUCCCCGAGUUCCUCACCGAGUUCCCCCCCGUCAUUCAUCACCCAUAUCCCCCCUCCUGCCCGGCAGAGCCCAUUGCUUGGGAGGCCUGUUACUCCAGCUUGCAGGUGGACCACACUGUGAAGGAGGUGGAGUGGGCGACCCCCGGCACGGCUGCAGGGCUGGCUGUGCUGCAGUCCUUCAUUGCGGAGCGGCUGAAAUCCUUCAGCUCCCACCGGAAUGAUCCCAACAAGGCAGCACUCAGCAACCUGUCCCCAUGGUUCCACUUCGGCCAGGUUUCCACCCAACGAGCCAUCCUCGAGGUGCAGAAGCACCGGAGCAAGUACAAGGAGUCGGUGGACGCAUUCGUGGAGGAGGCCGUGGUGCGGCGGGAGCUGGCUGAAAACUUUUGCUACUACAAUGAGAACUAUGACAGCGUGCAAGGUGCCUAUGACUGGGCGCAAACCACCCUGAAGCUCCACGCCAAAGACAAGAGGCCUUUUCUCUACAAGCUGCAGGAGCUGGAGCAGGGGACCACACAUGACCCACUCUGGAAUGCUGCCCAG
Messenger RNA from Pelecanus crispus (Dalmatian pelican), 1122 nucleotides. NCBI's taxonomy places the organism in Eukaryota, Metazoa, Chordata, Aves, Pelecaniformes, Pelecanidae. The record is from RefSeq and is a predicted model, not a curated record.